AUGGUGCACAAGUCUUUGGAUAUGUUUGUGACAAAAGUGACUUUUGGCCUUUUGGCCUUGAUGCUGAUCUACUCAGCUGAAGGGAAGUUUCUCUCCUGUAAUGGUUCAUUGGUGAAUGUGUUGAUUUGUUUUAUAAUAGCUCAGCUGUCUGUGUCUGAACUGCUGCAUAGAGCCAACAGAGGCAUCAUUCCUGAAGCUGAUGAGCCCAAGCUCCUGGACGACAUCGCUGUGAAUGAGAAAAACGCUGAUCCCUGCACCUCCUACGGCUGUCUCUGGCCCAAAUACAGCGACGGCAAGAUUUAUGUGCCUUACGUCAUCGCCAACCACUACUCCUCCCGUGAGCUGGAGAUCAUCCAACGUGGACUGGACUCUUUCUCCUACAGUACUUGUAUCCGCUUCUUCCCUCGAGGCAAUGAGAGAGACUACAUCAGCAUUGAAUCUCGCAGCGGAUGCUACUCAUAUGUUGGCCGUCAGGGUUAUGCACAGACAGUGUCUCUGGCCCGUAGUGGCUGUCUUUACCACAGCACUGUUCAGCAUGAGCUGCUCCACGCUCUGGGCUUCAACCACGAACAAACCCGCAGCGACCGUGACAAUCACAUUCAGGUCGUCUGGGAGAACAUCCUUGAUGACAUGAAAUACAACUUCAACAAAAUCAACACCUUAAACCAGGGAACUCCUUAUGACUACAGCUCUGUGAUGCAGUACGAGAGAUAUGCUUUCUCUAAGAAUGGCCUGCCCACUAUGAUUCCCAUUCCUAAUAAUAAUGCUGCGCUGGGCACAUCUACUGAGAUGAGCCAGAACGACAUCAUCCGAAUCAACAGGCUCUACCAGUGCUGUAAGUGA
Danio aesculapii is the source of this 843-nucleotide messenger RNA. Its product is annotated as low choriolytic enzyme-like. Gene Ontology annotation, molecular function: zinc ion binding; metalloendopeptidase activity. The coding region runs from base 1 to 843 and encodes 280 amino acids. Gene Ontology annotation, biological process: proteolysis. The transcript is spliced from 10 exons. The record is from RefSeq and is a predicted model, not a curated record. NCBI's taxonomy places the organism in Eukaryota, Metazoa, Chordata, Actinopteri, Cypriniformes, Danionidae.